AUGUCAAACUGCGAAAAUAAUGACCGAAGCCCUUUAAACACACAGUAAGGGAAUAAAUAAAAAGGGAAAAUGGCGUUUUUAGUUCAAUUCAGAUACCAGGAUAGAUAAACCGGAAAAGAAACAAGUCUUCUUCAUUCAAAGGUUCUAGGUUUUUAUCCAUUAAUUGGCUAUAAAUCAGUUUUGAAUAGUAAACAAAUGUUCUUUCAGUGUUCUCGAGUAGUCACAAGAUGCAGCACAAGCAAUGCGAAGAUUCAGUCAGAUAUACUGAAAAAUUUUGUCAAUUGAAUACUCGUGAAUAAGUUUGAUAUUUCAGUCCUUUAACAUAUACUGUCUUUGAUUAGAUAUCGACUGCUAUUUCAGGAACUCAGCAAUGAAAUGGACAAAAGAACACAAUGUCUUAUUGGGAAAAAAGGUUAUGCUGUUCGAACUGCAGAAAUACAAAUUAGGAAGUCGUGAAAGAGGAAAUUGCCUCGACCAAAUUGCUAAAAGCCUGAAUCAGUUAUAA
Molecule: messenger RNA, 505 nt
Organism: Pocillopora meandrina
Lineage: Eukaryota; Metazoa; Cnidaria; Anthozoa; Scleractinia; Pocilloporidae
Source: the annotation of a GenBank genome assembly